Messenger RNA from Naegleria gruberi, 2451 nucleotides. RefSeq lists its product as uncharacterized. Gene Ontology annotation, biological process: proteolysis. Bases 1 to 2451 code for a protein of 816 amino acids. The transcript has 2 exons. The record is from RefSeq and is a predicted model, not a curated record. Gene Ontology annotation, molecular function: serine-type endopeptidase activity. Lineage: Eukaryota; Heterolobosea; Eutetramitea; Acrasida; Naegleriidae.
AUGCUCUUUGAUAGACCGAAUGAUUACUUAUUGACUUAUAUUAAAAUUGCUGAUGGAGUCCUUUUGAAAGAUUCACUUCUCCAACAAAUAGCUCUUGCCUUUGAAAACAACGAUGAUAAUAAGGAAAAUGAUUUGAUGAAGAAAACAUCAAACUUUGACAAGAACUUUGUACCACAAUACGGAACAAACAAUAGAAUCUUUAAGGUACUAGCAACUCCGAAGGUUAUUCUCUCUUUGGCUUCAUCAAGAAUGAAAUCAUUGAAUAUUGAGUGGAUUAAGAGAGUUCCUUCCUCUCAUAGAAUUUCAAUUCCUAUUAGUGAUGUUUUAUCAUUGAGUAGAGCUCCACUCUUGAUUGAAACAUCUCAUGGAUUUUCAGAGAGAAAGCUUUCGAAUUGGUUAAAGGGAGAAGUAAACAAGCGAGUGAGAACCACUGUAAGGAGUAUGUCUGAAAGUGAAUUGUCCAGAGUGAGAGGAUUAGAAUCAACCUUUGAAUCCAAUACUGAAUGGAUGAAUAAGGAAUUGAGCGGAAAGUUUGAUUUUUCACUCACUCAACUCCUCCACCCAAGAAAUAAGUUAUUUUCAUUGAGCCCAAAUCAAUUCAUUGAAGUGGAGUCUGAACCAACAAGAAAUAGAAGAAUGCUUGAGAAUUUGAAUGUACAAUUAGCCCAAUCUCUCUAUGAACAACUUUCCUCUGAUGAGUCAAUUAUCCAUGUUUCCAGAGCUACUGAAACUCAACUCUUCGAUGAGGGAAUGAACAAUGUUGUUCAAGGAGGAAGAAUUGAAGAAUUAGGAUCAACCAUUUGGGAUAACGGAAUUACAGGAAAGAAUCAAAUUGUUUCCUAUAUUGAUACAGGAAUUUCUGUAGAGCACUGUUUAUUCUACGAUAAGAAUGCAACCAACUAUACAUCCAUUAAUUUCAAUCAUAAAAAGGUUGUUGGUAUUGAAGGAAUGGACAUGAUUGAUACCAAUGGACACGGCUCACACGUUGCUGGUAUUAUUGCUGGUGAUUUGUCAUCUAGAUAUCCUUCCAGUUCAAUGUCGAAAAGAAAUGGUGUGGCCAAGAAUGCAAAACUCUAUGUGAUUGAUUUCUCUUCAAGUGCUGAUGGUUCUGUGGCAUCAAACUAUGAUUUACAAGGAAUGUUAAAUAGAGCUUACAAUUUGGCUGGCUCUAGAAUUCACUCCAACUCUUGGGGAUGCAAACCUUCAAGUUACUCUUGCGACUAUAACAGAGUUUGUUACCGAUUGAAACAGAAUGGACAAAGAGGAGCCAUAGUCAAUGACACUGAAUGCAUGGCAGAGAAGGGUGUGAAAUGUCACCAACAAUGUCUUGGCUACAGUGACCAAGCAAGUUUGAUGGAUCAAUUCCUCUAUGACCACGAUGACAUGAUUAUUGUCCAAGCUUCAGGUAACAGUGGCAAUAUUUCACUUUUAGAAAGUAUUUCAGCUCCAGCAACAGCCAAGAAUUUACUCUCUGUCGGAGCAGUUCACAACUAUUACACAUCCUAUUGUAAUUCUACCUCAAUGAGUGCCUCCAAAUGUGAAAGCAAGUAUUCAACUUUCAGUAUGGGAAUGCCUCUCUUCUCAGGAAAAGGUCCAACCAUGGAUGGAAGAAACAAGCCAGAUGUUAUGGCCCCAGGUCAUUUCAUAAUGUCUGCAAAGAGUGGAUCAACUUGUGACUUUGUGGCAUUGAGCGGAACAUCAAUGUCAACACCAGGUGUCUCGGGUUCGGCUGCACUUGUUAGAGAAUAUCUCACUGCUAAUAAUUAUGAACGUUUGAGAUAUUUCAAUUUGAAUAACACUUUGGGAGAGAAUGAAACAUUGAGUGUGUCAGGUACUUUGAUUAAGGCCUUCCUUAUUCACUCUGCACUUCCAGUUGAAGGUGCCAUCUAUUCAUCUCUCACUGAUCCUUCCAUUGAUAUUUCAAGUUAUUCUUCUCCAAAUCCUAUUUAUGGUUAUGGUACAGUUAGUUUGGACACUGUUAUGAAAUUCUCCAAUCCAGAUACUCUCAGAGUUUUGAAUAGACAACCAAUUUCACCAGGACAAAAGAAAUCCUAUACCUUCCUUUUCGAAGCUAGGAAUGCUAUCAAGAUUACUCUUACAUGGUAUGAUAGAGCUUCUCAAUCAGACAUGACUUCCAAUGUUACCAAAUUAAUCAAUGAUUUGGAUCUUUCUGUUCAUUGUACGGGUGGUGAAGAAUAUUUAGGGAAUGGAAUGUUGGACAAGGUUAAUACUGUCGAACAGGUGUACUUUACUACUAAGAGUGACAUUUGCACUGUAAACGUCAUGGCAAAUGAAAACAAUGUCGGCGAUCAAAAUUUCAGUAUGGUCAUUUCAAGCACUUUCAAUAUCCAACAAACAGAAUUGGAAAUGGUCCUCAGCAAGGCACCUAAGAAUUUCUAUUCACUCCUUAUUGGUGCCUUCUUGAUUGUCCUUCUCAAUUUUGUUUUGUAA